AUGUCGGUGGUCAACGUGACAAACAUUCGGCUGGGGAACAACCCGUCGCCGAUCUGUGCGCCGUUCGUCUUUGAAAUUUGCUUCGAGGCACUGACCCCACUGAAGGAAGACAUCGAGUGGCGAGUCGUCUACGUGGGCUCUGCGGAGUGCGACAAGAAGGCGCGAAAAAGCAAAAAGGAAGACAGAAACGCGGCCGUGUCUUCCAGUCAGGGCGACGCGAACCUCGCAGGGGAAGAGCGAAGACGAGCGGACGGCGACAUGGAAGUCGAGGAGGAAGACAGCGCGAAAAGAAAAAAGGAAGAAGGCGGCGACUACCUCCUCGACUCUGUCAUGCUCGGGCCUAUUGAACGCGGUGUCCUCGCCUUUGAAUUCGCCGUCAAUGCUCCAGACUACACCAAAGUCCGCAGGCACUGUUCUUCCUCUCCUUCCCCUUUGUUUCACUUCCACUCAUGUCCUUUCCGUUUGUGCUUUCUUUUAUCUUGCGCGUCUUCUUGGGCUUUCUGUGGGGACACAGGGAGGCGGGAAACAUCCGAUUCUGUGGGGCAGUGA
Messenger RNA from Neospora caninum, 549 nucleotides. RefSeq lists its product as hypothetical. Gene Ontology annotation, biological process: DNA replication-dependent chromatin assembly. The coding region runs from base 1 to 549 and encodes 182 amino acids. NCBI's taxonomy places the organism in Eukaryota, Apicomplexa, Conoidasida, Eucoccidiorida, Sarcocystidae. Gene Ontology annotation, cellular component: nucleus. The transcript has a single exon. The record is from RefSeq and is a predicted model, not a curated record. Gene Ontology annotation, molecular function: histone binding.